This is a messenger RNA of Leptidea sinapis, 4526 nucleotides long. RefSeq names its product gastrula zinc finger protein XlCGF57.1-like. The record is from RefSeq and is a predicted model, not a curated record. The coding region runs from base 136 to 1875 and encodes 579 amino acids. Gene Ontology annotation, cellular component: nucleus. Lineage: Eukaryota; Metazoa; Arthropoda; Insecta; Lepidoptera; Pieridae. Gene Ontology annotation, biological process: regulation of transcription by RNA polymerase II. Gene Ontology annotation, molecular function: RNA polymerase II cis-regulatory region sequence-specific DNA binding; DNA-binding transcription factor activity, RNA polymerase II-specific; zinc ion binding. The transcript is spliced from 5 exons.
UGGCCGAUGGCGUCAGCUAAGAAUGUAGCAUCUUAAACGCGUAUUUUUGUGUUUAAGUUUUAAAAUUUUAAUAAAAUGUAUUUAAAUCUUGCCUGAUAUUAUUUCAAUUGUGAUGAGUUAGUUUAGUGCUAUAAAAUGGAUGGUAAAUCUAGUAAUUGGCGGCCCGGCCCAAGCGUCUGCCGUUGUUGUCUCUCUGAUGGAUGUUACAAAGAUAUUGCGACUGAAUAUUUCUGGAUGGGAAAGAGAGAAGUUUAUGAAGAGAUGCUUGUGGAUACUCUUGGCUUAACGAUAUCCUUUGGAGAUUCCAAUGCACAACACAGCCAGAGUCGUCUCAUAUGUGAGACAUGCAUAUCGCGGCUCCGAAACGCGACGGACUUCAAGAAACAAGUGAAAGAAUGUGAGCAGACAUUUCUACAGUACCUGAAUCCGAGCACUUUGGAUGUUGUUGAAGAUGUUAUUAGUCUUGAGAAAGAGGAAAAGCAGGUGACAGUCAAGGAGGAGAAGAGUCCCGACCAUGGUGAUGACUUCAACGACAACAAUGAUUUUUUGGAUGAUGAUAAUGAUGAUGAACUUGAUGAUCAACCGCUGAUGAACCUUGCGACUAAGGUGCCUAAGAAGGAAUCUGUUGACGUGUUCGACCUAUUAGAUAACGCAAAACCAUUGGUCAAACGUAAAUCAACCACAAAAGCCAAAACCACGUCGAGUAAAAAGGCUAAAAUUAAAGAAACUAAAACAAAACCCAAGGAGAAACCGGAGAAAAAGAAGAAAGAAUUAUGCAAUUCAUAUGUUGUGGCCAAGCGCAACGCGGAACUAUUGGUGCAAAGUUCUACAGUGUAUCCGUUCAGAUUGCCGGAAGAAAGCAUGGUCUGUGUUUACUGCUGUGAGAAAGUUGAGGAACCGUCGAAAUAUCGUCAACACAUGGUCGAUGAACAUCCCACUUUUAACUCGCGCAUGGCGUUCGCUCAUGUCACCGAAGGCUUUAUAAAAGCCGAUUGCAGCGAACUCCAGUGUAGACUUUGUCCAAUGGCGUUCGAUACUCUAGAAACAAUAGCCCAGCAUCUCGUUGAUGUACACGACAAAGAUAUCGAUCUGCAUCACGACCUGGGCAUCCAACCGUUCAAACUGCAAAGCGAUAAACUUUCCUGUGCCUUAUGUAACGCUAAAGCUAUCUGCCUCCGACAGUUGAGUAGACACACUCAGACGCAUUUUACUAAAUAUACAUGCGAGGCUUGCGGCAAGUCGUAUUCUACGUGCACUUCCCUCAAGCAUCACAUAACAUUCUCGCACAGCGGCGGUAACAGGGUCUGCAGGAAAUGCAAAAAGACCUUUGAAACGCUCGAGGAGAAGCGCCAACACGUGAGCAAGUCUAAAAAGUGUUGGUCCCAUCUCUGCAACGUGUGUGGCGAGAGAUUUUUCAAUUGGACGAACAAAAAUAAUCAUUUAUUCGAAGUUCACGGCGUCACCAGGAAGAAUUAUGUAUGUCCUGAGUGUUCGCUGGUGUUCGUUGACAGAAAGAAGUACCGCGCGCACUUCAAACUCUCGCAUACGGAAGAUGUCUAUAUAUGUACGUGUUGUGGGCUCAAGUUUGAAACGAAAAAACAUUUGGAUGAACACCGCGUCAUACAUACAAAGGAGAAACCGUUUCCUUGUCCUGUAUGUACCAAAUCAUUUGCCAGGAAGAAGAACUUGAUCCAGCACCUUUGGAUUCAUAGUGAAUUGAAAAGAUUUAGCUGCACUUUGUGCAGUAAACAAUUUAAUCAGAGAGUUACGUGGAAAACUCACAUGCGAUCAUAUCAUCCUGAAAUAGAAAAUUUUGAAAGUAUGCAUAAUAAGAAUAUUAAAAUAUUACUCAGUGUUGUGAAGAGUGACGAGUGACGAAUAAUUGUUUGUGCACAGAAAGAAUGGGAUUAGUAAUGGCUCUCAUUGAGUGUAGCGUUAGCAAAUUACGUUUCCGAAUCGCUUUUCUCGGAGCUAGUGAAAUAUCUUAGAAAAGUAAAAUAUAGAUAGAUAUAGUCUGCCAAAGGUUGUUGAUAUAUGUAUAGUUCAAGGGCUUUGUUUGAUAUUUUAUUAGUAUUUUAAAUACAAAAUUGUAAUCUACAGAAAUUAAGACUAAAAUGCUGAAUAUAUUUUAGGGAAUUUUGUCGUUUUGUGACUUGGUUGUAAACAUUUCUUUGAAAGGUCGAGUACAACUAGAAAUCCGGUUAAGGUCUCAAUUGUCUUUAAAUAAUUAUAGUUUCUUUUUCUAAAUUAAUAAUAACUAACAGUUCUAAAAAAAUAAAUAUGAUAGUGUAUUAUGUCGUCGGAUGGUUUUUGUACUUUUAAUUUUUUCAAAUCACAUGUUGUAACAAAUAAUUAUAAAUUGACAUCUGAAUAGUUUGUUUAGAUCUAAAUGUUUAUUUAGUAAAUAACAUAAUAUUUGUUUCCACGCUCGCAAAAGUUAACAUCAAAGGGCUGUUUUAAUUUCUUUGGUCAUCAAUUAUUAUAAAUUAAUAACUGUUUUAACCUUUAAAUACGACUUGUAAGUAUCGUUCAUCCGCCCUCACUCACUGACAUAUUUUAACGCCUUAAGUUCUACAAAUUACAAGUGUUCGUAUUAGUUAAAGGCUUAAACGUAUCCUCGGUCGGUUUUUAUAUCGUUAUCUUUUUAUUCAUAAUCGUUUUUAUCUAGAAUUAAAUUUGAAUCGCCUUCAUCGGCUUCUAAAAUGACUAAAUUUUCUUGACAAUUUAUUUUGUAAGGAACGAAAAGCAUGAAUAUCUGAAUUAUUUUGAUUAUGUCUGAUACUAGAUGGUUUUAUAAACUGAUUCGAGAUUUGAUAUGUAAUUGACUUCUAACAUAAGCUACUUUUGAAUCUAUUGCCAAUGUUUCUAGAGAUAUUUGAGUAAAACCCGGCCCUCUAUGUAUUUAAGGCCUUUUUGUGGUAAUUUCUGGGGAGAAAGUUGUGCUGUCGAAAGAUUUUUGACGCGAGUAUGAAAUUAGUGUUUGUUACUUCAUCGUGACCGAAAUUAUUAUUUUGACUAUCCCGUAAAUAUUAAGCCAACUUCCUAGACUGUAUUUGAUAUUAUACUGCACUAGCCCCGCGCUUUAUUCUCUAAGAUCACAAACUCCGUUUUAAGUAAUUUAAAUGUUAAUUCGGAAAACAACACUCAAGUGAAGCUAGAGGUUUUCUCUAACUGAAAAACAAUAUCUGCACUCUUCAUUUAACCAUAUUUGUUUAAGGGAUACAGAGAUAUAUAGGAUGUUCUGUAUAUAAUAAAUAAAAUAAUGUUUUUAUAUGAAUUUGUCAAUAAUAUAUCAUAACAUCAAAAAUUACUUCGUAAAAUAUGCACCCCGCUGUCGUAAUGAAAUUGUUUCACAGCAGAACUGUCAAACCGUGCGUCAAUGAAUUCUCUCAUAGAAAUUAUGUAUGGACACAUCAAAGGAAAAACAAAUUUCUUGUUUUUUUAUUUAAUUUAGCAGCAUUUUCCUAUUUAUUCACCUUUUAAACCUUCUGUGGACUUCCACAAAUAAUUCAAGACAAAAAUUAGCCAAAUCGGUCCAGCCGUUCUCGAGUUUUAGCGAGACUAACGAACAGCAAUUAAUUUUUAUAUAUAUUUAGGGUUUAGGAUUAUUUCUGCAGCAUAACUAUAUAGUUAUUCUUUUCCCGGUAAAAUAAUUAGCGAGGUUAAAGUUAGCUCAGUUAUAAUGAAAGUGAAUAUUUUAUAAACUUGCCGACAACUACUUCAUACCUUGACCGUCGGUACAACAGACAAACAAUAUUCUUGUUUUAAAAAUACUGAGAUCAAGUGACAUGCACGUAGCGUAAAUAAUUCAGUGAUGCGCUGAAGAAAUACAGUUAUCGCGCGAGUUGAAAGCAGUCGGGGCCUGGAGUAAAGAGCGGGCACAUCUCCCCUCCGCUUUUCGCACGCCUUGCCUCUCGCGCCUACAAUGUAGUGCUGUUAAUACUAAAUUUGCUAUCCCGUGAUAUAUUUUUUUUUAAUUUUAAAAAUGACCGAAUCGAGCCCAUUAAUUUCCCUUCCUAACAAAGAGUAUUCAUCGCCAAGUACGAGAAAUGGCGAAAAAUGUUUUAAACAUUUGUGUUGAAGAAAUGCAGACCAUUGAGAUUUAAUUAUUAGGCUAAAGUGAUUAACCUAUUAUAAAAUGGUCAACUUAAAGCAAUGUUUAAAUUUAUCGACACACUCAUGAUUAUUGUUAUUAAUAAAUAUAAUUAGAUCACAUCACUAUCGCGUUCCUGGACUCUGCAUUCAUGCAUUCAACUCUCGCGUUAUCUGUACGUUUAUGGCACGGUCAAUGUGUGGUGAAGGUAGGGGCAGGCAACAUUACAGUUCAAUCGAUGCUUCAUAUUGCGAUUGCACUGUCAGAAAUAAGAAUUUAAUACGAUUAAAUUGAUUGUUAUUUUGUUAGAUAUUGCAAUACUUUUAUGUAUAUUUUUAGUUACUUAAAGUGGAGAGUUAUGUUUAGUUUCGGUUGUAAUUGAUUUUAUAUUAUAUAAAAUUACUAUAGUGAAUAAAAAUGUUUUUGAAUCAAA